UUGCUAGAGUUAAUUUGGUCUAGGGUUACUAAAGGCUUGGAACACUGACUGAUACUUUUGUGCAGAGUCUGCUUUACUUGCAAUCAAGUCUAACUGGCAAAAUAUUCCCUCCAGCUGGACUGGAGUAGAUCCUUGUGGAAAUGGUUGGGAAGGGAUUACUUGCAUCAAUUCUCGAGUAACUUCAAUGAUUUUAUCAGGCAAUAAUUUGACGGGUACUUUGACAAGCGACUUAUCGGCGCUGACUGCAUUGCAGUACAUGGAUCUGUCCAAUAAUAGGGGUUUGACUGGAGCUCUUCCUUCAUCAAUUGGAAAUUUGAAUAAUCUUACAUUCUUAAUCCUCGUGAGCUGCGGCUUAUCUGGUCCCAUUCCUAACUCAAUUGGAUCUCUUAAGCAACUCUUUUAUUUAUCUCUGAGCUCCAACAGAUUCAGUGGACCAAUUCCACCUUCAAUUGGUAGUUUAACGAAUCUUGUCUGGCUAGAUCUAACAGAUAACCAACUUAAUGGGGAUAUUCCAAUUUCUGUUGGGGAUGUAUCUGGUCUUGAUAAGCUAGUGAUUGCAAAACACUUUCAUCUGGGGAUGAAUCAGCUCACUGGGAACAUAUCAAGCAAACUCUUCAGUCCAAACAUGAAACUGAUACAUGUGAUUUUGAACCAAAACAACCUUAGUGGUAGCAUCCCUACUACUCUAGGAUAUGUUCAAACACUUGAGGUGGUACGCCUGGAUGGAAACUCGCUAAUUGGAUCAGUACCUGAUAAUCUCAACAAUCUUACAAGUGUUUCUGAGCUGUUUUUGUCCAAUAAUAAUCUGACAGGUCCCAUUCCCAACCUCCAAAGCAUGAAUGUUCUCCAAUUAGUAGACAUGAGCAACAACAGUUUUACUGCAACAGAUUUCCGAACAUGGUUUGCAACCGUUCAGACCACAACAUUGACAUCAUUAUAUAUGGAGAACACGAGUCUUCAAGGACAAGUGCCUAGCAAUCUCUUCAGCCUUCCACAGUUACAAUCUGUGGUGUUAAGCAAUAACAAGCUUAAUGGAACUCUGAAUAUUGGCUCCACAUUUAGCAGCCAAUUGACACUUAUUGAUUUGCAGAACAAUUCUAUAACUAAUGUUUCAGGAAAUGCAGGAAGUAAUUCACAAGUAGAGCUCAUACUUAUGAAUAACCCAGUUUGUGUGGGAUCAGGAGCAUCAGCAAGCUACUGCAGAAUUCAGAGGAUCAAUUCUACAUUUUCACCAUCCAGUAAUUGCACACGUAGUGCGUGUAGUUCAGAAGAGAUAAUGAGCCCAACUUGUAAAUGUGCCAUGCCUUAUUCUGGAUCCCUAAAUUUUAUGGCAUUCCCCUUCUCCAAUCUCAAUGAUGCAAGUAUCUAUAGUUCACUCGAAGGAACCCUGAUGUCUGUAUUUACCUCCAGCGGUCUACCUGUUGAUUCUGUAACCGUGUUUAAUCCAACUUCUGAUGAAAAUUCUUACAUUCGAUUUGAAACACAAAUCUUUCCAUCCGGUCAAGUUUCGUUCAACCGCACUGGAAUUUCUUCCAUUGGAACCUUGCUGAACCGUCAACCACCUCUCUUGAUGAACACGUUUGGACCCUUCUAUUUUAUUGAUUCAAGUUAUUGUUGCUUUGAAGAUAUGUUUGCUAGGGUGAAAAGGUCGUCAAAUACUGGCAUAAUUGUUGGAACAGCAGUUGCGGGCUCCUUUCUUUUGGUAUUAUUAAUGGCUGCAGCUGUGUAUGCUGUGUAUCAAAGGAGAAAAGCUAAGAAAGCAACGACCGAACAGAAUCCUUUUGCAUCUUGGACACCGGAGAAAGGUUGGGGUGGCAUUCCUCAGUUAAGAGGAGCAAGAUUGUUCUCGUUUCAAGAGGUUAAGAAAUGCACAGAUAAUUUCUCAGAAGCUAAUUGUAUAGGUUCUGGUGGCUAUGGGAAGGUUUACCGAGGAAUUCUUUCUUCGGGUGAAUCAGUUGCUAUCAAGAGAGCGCAGAUGGGAUCGAUGCAAGGCAGCCUUGAAUUUAAAACUGAGAUUGAGCUUCUGUCAAGGAUUCAUCACAAGAAUGUUGUUGCUCUUGUGGGUUUUUGUUAUGACCAAAGUGAGCAAAUGCUAGUCUAUGAGUAUGUACCAAACGGGACUCUCAGAGACUCUCUUUCAGGGAAGUCUGGGGUUAGUAUGGAUUGGAUGAGGAGACUCCGAAUAGGCCUUGACUCGGCUAGAGGUUUGGCCUAUCUACACGAACUUGCUGAUCCUCCAAUUAUACAUAGGGAUGUGAAAUCAAACAAUAUCUUACUGGAUGAUCAUUGGAAUGCAAAAGUUGCUGACUUUGGUUUGUCUAAGCUUAUUUCAGACAGUUUAAAAGGACAUGUUACCACUCAAGUAAAAGGAACAUUGGGAUACAUGGAUCCAGAGUACUACAUGACACAACAAUUAACAGACAAGAGCGAUGUCUAUAGCUUUGGUGUUGUAAUGUUGGAACUGGUAACUGCCAGAGCUCCCAUAGCACAAGGGAAACACAUAGUGAAAGAGGUUAGAAUGGCAAUGGAUACACCAAAUGAACUACAACUAAUUCUUGACCCGACACUUGACACAUCACUCGGAGGCUUGGAGAAGUUUCUAGACCUGGCAAUGUCGUGUGUUAGAGAUUCUUCAGACGAUAGGCCGACAAUGAGUGAAGUGGUGAGGGGUAUAGAAGGUGUUAUGCAAUUGGCUGGGAUCAACUUUGACAGUAGAACGGUUAACAAUUCGGCUACUUCAGGAGUUACUCCUAUAGGAGGUGGUCUCCCCCCGGUUUAUGCCCGAUGAUUUUGACACUCUUAUAUCACUUUCGGUUGAUUCUAAGAGGUUUGUUUAAUGAAUCUUUCAUUGUCAGUUCAUAUUUGAUUGUAAAAAUGUAGUGUGUGUUUAUAGUUUCUAUUGAACUGCUGAAAAGGCCAUAUUUGAUUAGUACAAGUGCUUUUCCCACUAAUAAACAUGUUAUUAGAGAUUUUUUUUAAGUCAUUCUCUAAUCUAUGUUGUAAUAUACUUUUCUAUAUAUAGUCAAAAAGUUUUAUCUU
Molecule: messenger RNA, 3039 nt
Organism: Impatiens glandulifera
Lineage: Eukaryota; Viridiplantae; Streptophyta; Magnoliopsida; Ericales; Balsaminaceae
Product: leucine-rich repeat receptor protein kinase HPCA1-like
Exons: 18
Coding region: 185-2788 (867 amino acids)
Biological process (GO): protein phosphorylation
Molecular function (GO): protein binding; ATP binding; protein kinase activity
Source: RefSeq, a predicted model, not a curated record